Gavialis gangeticus (Gharial) is the source of this 1780-nucleotide messenger RNA. It is a transcript of the gene PTCD1, whose product is annotated as pentatricopeptide repeat domain 1. Gene Ontology annotation, molecular function: protein binding; tRNA binding. Gene Ontology annotation, biological process: tRNA 3'-end processing. Bases 1 to 1731 code for a protein of 576 amino acids. The record is from RefSeq and is a predicted model, not a curated record. Gene Ontology annotation, cellular component: mitochondrial matrix. Lineage: Eukaryota; Metazoa; Chordata; Crocodylia; Gavialidae. The transcript has 7 exons.
AUGGCGCUGCGGGUGCAGUCGCAGCUGCGGCUGCUCCGGCCUCUGCUUAGCGGCGUCUCCGCGCUGCCGCGGGCCCUGAGCGUCCUGUGGCCGGACGGGACCGGGGAGGCAGCGGCGGAGGGCGGCGGGGAGGCGGAAGAAGAUUUUGGGGCGCUGUCCAGCCGCUUCUCGUCCCGCUUGCUGUACCGCAAGGCGCGGCCGGAGCUGCGGGACGAGGCGGAGGACGAGGAGGAGCCCGAGCACAGGCGCUGGCGCGGCCCUCGCAACACGCCGCGCUGGUACUUCCUGCGGUGCCAAGCGCUGCUCUGCCAGGGCCAGCUGGCUGAAGCCCUACAGCUGUUUGAGGUACAGAUGCUGAAAGAGGAGCGGUUGCGGCCUGAGGAGAUGAACUACACUGUUCUGAUCGGGGGCUGUGGCAGGGUUGGCUAUAUGAAGAAGGCAUUCCAGCUUUACAAUGAUAUGAAGAAGCGGGGUUUAGUCCCUACGGGUCCCACAUAUACAGCCCUGUUCAAUGCCUGUGCUGAAUCACCCUGGAAAGAUUCAGGCCUGCAGAGUGCCCUCAAGCUAUGGGAAGAACUAAAGAGGAAAAAUCUAGAGAUGAAUCUGAUAACCUACCACUCGCUGCUGAAAGCUUGUGCCAUCUGCUCAGAUCUCAGGUUAUGCUUCACUGUACUCAAGGAAAUUGUGGAUAAAGGUCACGUUGUCACUACAGAGACCUUCAGCUUCCUUCUUAUGGGCUGCAUAAAGGACAAAGAGAACGGCUUCCGAUAUGCUUUGCAGGUUUGGCAACAAAUGAGACAGCUGGGCAUAAAAGCUAAUGGUUUCAUCUACAACCAAAUGCUCUGUGCUGCACGGGAUUGUGCAAUAGGUGAUCCGGCCCUGGCCUCUGAUCUGUUGCUGAGACCCACAGAGGAGAACUCGCCUCUCUCAAAGCUCACAUCGGGUCGGAAAAAGAAGAAAGCAGCCAGUGAAAUUGCUGCACAGCUGGAUGUGGAAGCCAUGGAAAAACAACUGUUUUGGGGAAAUUCCAGACAGCCUGAGGAACAGUCAGUCAGCCAGGAAGACAGAGUUGUGGGCAAGAAUCAGGCCAGGAUGGGAACUGUACAGGCUGCUGCAAACAAUGAGAGAGUAGAACAUAGAAUGGCUGGGGACUUGGUGGUCUUUGAUAGGAAUCAAACUGUUUCAGACCAACCUUCAGCAAACCCUGGUCCCGAUUUGGAGCUGCCUUACAACCCACCCAACUUAUUGGACUCAAAAAUCUCUAAGGAUGUGGUUUCUUUAGGGGCAGUAGCUACACCUUUCGACAGAUUGGCUUUGAUGGGAAACAUGGAAGGGUUCUUGAAUAAAAUGAAAGAGGACAAUGUGGCACCUGAUAUUAGAACUUUUACACUGUUGGCUGAGCUUGUGGAACCUCUGAGCCAGUCAGAAUCUUCUUUGCUGACAGUCCUGGAUGAAUAUAAAGUGCCAGUAGAUCUGACUUUCUUUAAUACUUUACUGAGAAAGAAAAGUAAAUUGGGAGACCUAGAAGGUGCAAAGGGUCUGCUGUCAGUUCUAGUGAAGAGGGGACUAUCACCCAGUCUACAUACUUUUUGUAACUUGGCAAUUGCCUGCUGGAAGGAGAAAGAUGGACUGCAGUUACUAUCCGAUAUGAAGCGGUCUGGGAUCCAUAAGGAAACACCUCUUAUUUGUAUGUUUACAGGGAGGAGCAGGGUGAGACCAAUUACACUUUAACUGUCUCGCUCCUGGCCAUCGCUGAGGUCACACUGUAACAGCGACCUAA